Messenger RNA from Phytophthora sojae, 276 nucleotides. RefSeq lists its product as hypothetical. The transcript has a single exon. The annotation marks the transcript as partial. NCBI's taxonomy places the organism in Eukaryota, Oomycota, Peronosporomycetes, Peronosporales, Peronosporaceae. The record is from RefSeq and is a predicted model, not a curated record.
CCCGUCAGCGUCGAGCACGACGCGACCUACUGCAUCGACGGCCCCAUCUGCAGCGGCUCAGGCGCGUCCCCCGCCGGCUCGCUCUGCCCCGUCAAGGGCGACGCAGCCAUCGCCGACUGCCACUCGUACCUGGCCAGCUACACGGGCGGAGAGAGCUGCGUGCUGCCCGUGGACGCGACCUGCCAGGUCAUCAAGACCGGCGCCUGGGGCUGCGUCAUCCCGGGAUACCCGACGCCGGCCCCCACCACGUACGAGCACGCCACGCCCGCGCCGACC